CAACCCCUCUUAGCCAUUCAAAAAUGGGUACACCAGUGUACCUUAGAACCCACUCACAUUAUCUCACGCUUGCGUCAUGGUAUAAAAUGAUUAAACGGGCGCUGGAUCCUGCCCCGUGGAGAAUUCCAAGAAUUUGUAUUAUCAAUAAAUACUACUUAGGUACCAUUAUUCAUUACCACAUUCAUCGACCUAGAACGUCUGGGCAUGUCCGUUAGGGCGAUGGGUCAGUCUUCUUCUUCUUCUUCUUCUUCUUCUUCCAUUUCUCCUAGACCUUUGAAACCUAGAAAUUAUCCUAGAAAUUCCCGUGGAAAUGAAGAUGAGAGAUAUACCAGUACGGAGACCACACAGUUGUUGACACCUGAGCCGGAGGUAGAUCUAGAGGAUAACGACGAAGAUACGAGGGAGAAUGGAAACAAAAAUAGGAGUACCCUUAGAGGAAGGCAUGAUGGCCAUGCAUGUUUUCACCCUCAUGCCAUUGGCGAUAUAUGUUAUCCCCAGGAUGAAUUUGGGGAUUUACCGGUCUACAAGACAAUUCAUCGGUUCGUCUCCCACUCCAACUUGCUUUUUGGCUGGAAGUAAUGCUGAUGGGUGAUUAGGAUAAGAAGAGAUAUUAUUGCGGCGAUUGGUGAGUUUGAUGGAGGGAAAUAGAUUGAAACUUUGAAAGUACCAGUUUGGCUGAUGGGGGAGAUAGAUGACCCAUAUAGUUUAGAACAACUCAGGGAUCCGAGGCUUAAUGUUUCGGUGGUUAGACCCUUGGUGGAUAGGCUGUAUGAUUUGGACGAUUUGUCGGUCGGUAUGUUGCUAUCUUCAUCCUUGAAACCAUCUUAUGCUUGGAAGAAAUUGAUUGCGUACCUUUCUCAGGGAGACUAGAAUAACAGCCGGCGGACUGAUGUCUGGAGGAGCCUUGGAAUAAGGAAAUGGUGAAAUUUGGAUGAUGCUCCGAGUAGUCCUCGGAGGCCUGUUCGAUCCCAUCCUUAGCAUCCCUCCACAGUCUCUAUUGUUGCUUCUAGAUUGACACGUAGUUUUGAAUGCUAAUGCACCCCAGUCUACUGUCUUCUCGUCAAUAAGACACAAUUUCAACGUGAACAGGUGGCCCUCCCACAUCAACAAAGCAUUUGCACCACACGUGCCCAUCUAUGCGAAAUAGUUGCCAAUCGAGUUCUUCGCCGUUUCCACGAGGACUAUACCGGCUCAGAAGGUUUACUUCUCCUUUCUCGUAUCCUCGUAGGAGGUUUUGAUCCCUUCCAAGGUGCUCCGAAUAAUGUCAUUCGGGAAAGCAGUAACUUUGGUUGGGCCGUCCACUCCCGCACAGGUGCCAAUCGAAGACUACCAGCCCUAGAAAUCGCCAUUAUAUCUCAAAGCAAAGCUUUCCUCAGUUCGUCGGCAUGUCAAAAAGUAAUAAGCGCAAUAUAUGAAGGUAGAGUCAUAUAUACGCCAACGGCGUUCAUGGAUAUCCUGCCCGAUCACUACAAAAACAAGCCUAUCUCCUUGUACAAUCCGAGGGAGGCGCCAUUGUUUAACCAAUAUAGACUUAUAGUUCCUCGCACGAGGAAUUACCUGGAAGUGUGUCACUUUUUGCUACUGUUGGUUUUCUAUUUGUAUGUAAUGGCAGACCGUGAUCCAGCAACAUUUGGUGGGAUGGAAUUAUUCUUCAUUAUCUACACAUCAGGUUGGUCUUUGGAUCAAUUGUGAGUUCCUUGGUACAUUCCAGUCGAAUCUGACAACCCUUGUUAACGUCAGAUGUAGUUGCUCUAUUCUGGAACACGGAUGGCACGUGUACACCCAGAAUCUCUGGUCGUUCCUUGAUGUCACAUUCGCCGCAAUCUUCGGGUUUUAUCUCGUACUACGCUUGAGGGGCUGGCGCACUGAUAACAUUGGCACUGGUCAACAAGCUCUGGAUGUCCUCGCCUUGGGAGCCCCCGUCCUCGUUCCACGUCUAGCAUUCAACCUCAUGUCCGAAAACAUGCUCUUUAUCUCUCUCCGAGCCAUGAUGCGCGAUUUCACUGUCCUGACCAUUUUAGCUGUAUGGUGCUUUGCCGGAUUUCUGCUUUCCAUGAUAUGGCUUGGCAAUGGUAUUCACGAACCAAUUACUGUCUCCAAAUGGAUGCUCUGGAUAUGGUUUGGACUUGACGGCACAGGAAUCACAACAUCUGCUCAGUUUCAUUGGCUUCUCGGGCCCAUCCUCAUGGUUACCUUCGCAUUUCUUGGCAAUACCCUCUUCCUCACGAUUCUCGUGUCCAUGCUCUCGACAACCUUCUCAGCCAUCGUCUCCAACGCCACCGCAGAAAUCCAGUUCCGUCGUGCUGUCCUCACCCUCGAAGGAGUGAAAUCAGACUCCCUAUUUGCCUACUUCCCUCCUUUCAACAUCCUCGCCCUCUUCGUCCUCAUGCCCCUCAAAUUCGUCCUAACACCUCGCUGGUUCCAUAAGAUCAACGUAGCAGCCGUGCGUUUCCUCAAUGCUCCGCUCUUACUCCUCAUUGGCUAUUUAGAGCGCCGUCAGCUAUGGGCCGGCCCCCGUCGUCAAAAAGAAGCAGAGCAAUUGCCCCAUGUCCCACCUCGUCCCCGACUUUGGGAUUUCUCAAGAGGCUUCAGCGUUCAUGGCGAUUUACAAGCAGUCUUUGAAGCGGAGCCUCCUAGUGAUAUCGCAAAUGAAAUCGAAAUCGAGGCGGCUAAUGACGUUCCGCACGAUCAAAACUUUUUCGAAAAUGAGUUUGCGCAGGAAUUUAAUGCAUCGACGAAAUCGAAUUUGCGACCUGGACAGAAAAAUGUUAAUCCAAGAGAAAACAUGAAGAGGAGAGAUACAGCUAGUAGUUCCAAGAGGAUCAGAAGAGAUUCCGUAGCACCCUUUGCAGGCAUGAGUAUCCCAAAACAUUUGAGGGAUUUGUUGAACGAGGGGAGUAGUGAUGAGGAGGGAGAACAUAUCCGGGUGCGGCUGGGAAAUGGAGGAGUGUAUGGGGAGGGUGGAGGUAUUACUCGGGAGGUUGUGUAG
Molecule: messenger RNA, 2989 nt
Organism: Sclerotinia trifoliorum
Lineage: Eukaryota; Fungi; Ascomycota; Leotiomycetes; Helotiales; Sclerotiniaceae
Source: the annotation of a GenBank genome assembly